CGAGACUGUUCGCUCAUCGUGAACCUGCUCGAUUGCAUGUAGCUCAGGAGGAAGACAUAGAGGCCUAUACUCUUUACCAGAUUCGAUGACUGAAGACGUUGUGAUACAGUGGCAAUAUGGCUUGGUUCGUUAACAUGACUGAAGUCCCAUGACGCAUCCAGAGUACUAAAACAUGCUGACACGAAUGCAUGACUCACUCAACAAGAUGGCAGACACUGAGUUCGCUGAGAAUGGCCCCGACGAUGCUUCACCAUCGCACAUCACGAUAGGGUUGGUGGAGAUGAAAAAGGAUGACACUUCCGGUGACGACGCGAGACCAGAACGAGACCACUGGUCAUCUCAGUUGGACUACAUCAUGUCUAUGACAGGCUACUGUGUGGGGUUUGGUAAUCUGUGGAGAUUCCCUUACCUCUGCAACAAAAAUGGGGGAGGUGCUUUCUUGAUUCCUUUCAUGAUAUUCAUCGUUAUCGCCGCCUUACCUCUGUUUUACCUGGAGGCGUCUCUGGCCCAGUUCUCAGGUAAAGGAGCUGUACAGACGUGGAAUUUCUGCCCUCUCCUGAAAGGUAUCGGUGUCGGAACGCUCAUCCAGGUUGCAAUCUGUCAACCCUAUUAUCAAAUCCUUCUGGCCUGGCCUAUCUACUACAUGGUGAACUCCUGCUCCAGUGUUCUGCCCUGGACAACCUGUGGUAACUGGUGGAACACAGAGCUAUGUGUUGAGGACAUCUCAACUCUGAAAACGCAUUCAAUGAACUCUUCAAACGUCAUGAACAUCACGGACGUAGAAGGCACCAAUGGUACUGGUCCCAGCAUUGCUGAACUGUGGAGGAACAAGACGUUAUCUCACACAGCAGUGGAGGAGUUCUACCAGUACAACGUCCUGAAUAUAUCAAGUGGAAUACACGAAAUCGGCUUUGUUCAGUGGCAUAUAGUUGGAUGUUUAUUUGCGGCGUAUGUCUGUAUUUUUCUCUGUCUGUUUCGUGGAAUCAAAGCUAGUGGGAAGAUUGUAUAUGUGACCGCAUUGCUACCCUAUAUACUCCUGACGGCGAUCUUCAUUAGAGCCGCCAUGCUGCCCGGCGCUGUUGAUGGGAUUCUAUACUAUCUUGAACCUGAUUUUAGCAAACUCCUCAAGGGGCAGGUGUGGUCGGAAGCUUGUAUCCAGGUGUUUUACAGUCUUGGUCCAGGCUGGGGUGUAAUCAUGACAGCAUCCAGCUACAACAAGUUCAAUGCACCAACUUUAAGGGACUCUAUUAUCUUAUGCACUGUCUCAGAAGGCACAAGCAUAUUCGCUGGAUUUGUCACGUUUGCCAUCCUGGGUGUUAUGGCUGAAAGAGUGGGCGUCUCAAUAUCUGAAGUUGUGUCAUCAGGACCAGGAUUAGGAUUCGUUGCCUACCCAGAAGCUCUCUCACAACUCCCGCUUCCACAGAUGUGGUCGUUUCUAUUUUUCCUGAUGUUACUGACUGUAGGAUUAGACUCACAGUUCAUGAUUGUUGAGCUCCUGUCCACGACGGUGAUAGAUCAGUUUCCCCUGAUACUCAGACAUAGACGAGGUCUGGUCACAGCAGCUCUAUGUGUCCUUGCCUUUUGUCCUGGUAUCAUCAUAUGUACACAGGGUGGUCCGUACAUCAUGCAACUCCUGGACUGGUACCUGGUGGCUGUCUCGAUGUUCCUAUUCUGUACCCUGGAGUGUGUGGCUGCUGUCUGGUUCUACGGUAUCAAGCAGCUGAGUGAGGAUGUUGACAUGAUGUGUGGACGUCCUCUGCCUGUGCUGGUCAAAGUCCUGUGGAGCAUCAUCACUCCGGCAACACUUGUGGUUGUGUUCAUCAUGACGAUUGCCCAGUACGAUUCUCCCACCUACGGGAAGUACACCUACCCUGUUGAGGCUACUGCGAUUGGGUGGAUGAUUGCCUUGAUGCCUGUGGUUCCUAUGAUCAUUUUCAUGAUAAAAGCUUUGAGGAAACAGCAGGGUCCAUUAAAGCAGAGACUGACGUUGUCCCUUCGACCAAACGCUCAGUGGCGUCCAGCGGACGAUUCGCUCACAGCAAGACACAGAGAAGGCAUUCUUCACAACAGACGCACCUUCUCAGAAAACCUCAGAUUCAUUUUCAAAACGCAAACACACUCUGAUCCAUGAAAAACAUUCAGCUAAACUUAGCCAUUAUUUUUAAUAGUUUAGAAAAAAAGUGACUUCAAUUAACCGCCGUGUAAAUCAUAACUUAAGGUGUUUUCGAAAUUUUAUAAUAAAAAAACAUUUUUAGCGUUAGUCUGGAUUACCACUACAUCAUUAUCAGGUAAAAACUACAUCACUAUCAGGUAACAACUACAUCACUAUCACGUAAUAACUGCAUCAUCAGAUAACAACUACAUCACUAUCACGAAAUAACUGCAUCAUCAGAUAACAACUACAUUAUUAUGAGGUAACAACUACAUUGCUAUCAGGUAAUAACUGCAUCAUCAGGUAAUAACUGCAUCACUAUCAGGUAAUAACUGCAUCACUAUCAGGUAAUAACUGCAUCAUCAGAUAAUAACUGCAUCACUAUCAGGUAAUAACUGCAUCACUAUCAGGUAAUAACUACAUCACUAUCACGUAAUAACUGCAUCAUCAGAUAAUAACUGCAUCACUAUCACGUAAUAACUGAAUCAUCAGAUAAUAACUACAAUAUUUGGUUUUGUAGCUGUAGCUGAAGAAAUAUCAAAUCACGAUAUAAAAAACCCAACAUGUCAAACUGUGUCACCUACAAGAGCCAUACAGACGUUCAGACGUCGAAUCCAACCCGGGGCCAGACACGCGUGACACUUCUGCAUCAAAACAUUUGAAGCUGACUUUAACCGAGGAAGGAAAUUCUGAAUUUGGAAAAUUGCUUGCUGAAAUUAAAGGUGUUUCUUCAAAAGUUGACAGUUAUCAGGCUGUCUUGUCAUCGAAGCUGACGACAAUGUCCCUGUCUAUUGAGUCCUGAAAUACUCAUGUAACUGAUCUAACGUCAGAGUGCACCUUGUCAGAAAAAGAAAAUCGUUCUUUGAGAAAUGACCUUACAUCCCUUACGAGUAAAGUGGACUCCCUUGAAAACCAAAGACGUCGGAACAAUUUUACUGUUUUAUGGAGUUCCAAAACCUGAACAGAAAGAAAUCUAGGAAGACUGUGAAAACAGUGUUCGUGACAUCAAAAAGGACAUUAUGAAAAUGGACGAUUCUGAUAGGAAUAUUGAAAGAUGUUAUCGCACAAAUAAUGGCAAAUCAAUAAUAGUUAAAUUUAGAGAUGGACCAAAGGAGCCUGUUCUGCGUAACGGUAAACUCCUUAAAGGUAGUAGCCUUAGUAUGUCGGAGGAUUUUUCUUUAACUGUAAGGAAUAAACGUGAAAGGCUCUUAUUCUUCCCCGCCCUUAAGGCGGGGAAGUAUACGGGAGAGGUUAAAUUUAUAGCAUGUAAGUCGACAUGUUGGUUUCUCAUAAAUUUCAAGCCACACAGUUACCGAAACGAAACAUACAAAUCAUGUGAAAUGUGCGUGAAAUGUUGAUGUUUAUCUUUUCCAGCAAUAAGAGAUAUUU
Messenger RNA from Haliotis rufescens (red abalone), 3541 nucleotides. RefSeq names its product sodium- and chloride-dependent GABA transporter 1-like. Bases 173 to 2131 code for a protein of 652 amino acids. Lineage: Eukaryota; Metazoa; Mollusca; Gastropoda; Lepetellida; Haliotidae. The transcript is spliced from 15 exons. Gene Ontology annotation, biological process: sodium ion transmembrane transport. Gene Ontology annotation, cellular component: membrane. The record is from RefSeq and is a predicted model, not a curated record.